Molecule: messenger RNA, 675 nt
Organism: Ilyonectria robusta
Lineage: Eukaryota; Fungi; Ascomycota; Sordariomycetes; Hypocreales; Nectriaceae
Exons: 1
Coding region: 39-431 (130 amino acids)
Molecular function (GO): protein binding
Source: RefSeq, a predicted model, not a curated record
CAACGCCCCUCCCAAUUCCCGAGAUCUUUCCAGCCAACAUGUUGCACUUUCUAGGUUGCUCCCUCCCACCUGAAGUGGCUCAAUGUCCGCAUCACUACUGUCCCCAACCUUCUGAUACCCAACCGUCCCCCUCUUCGCCGACCACCCGCAAUCAAUCAAUAUAUGCUGGCCUGGUUAUGGUCGAAACAAAGUGCAUAGAAGUCGACAAUGCCCAGUCGUCAAACAUAGAUGCUAACAAACUCAAUAAUGAGCAAUGGCAGGCCUUAAUCGCCCUGCACCGAAUACUUCUUCACGAGCAUUAUGACUUCUUCCUUGCCAGCCAGCAUCCUUCAGCUAGUGUGCCACUACGUGGCCUUGCUUCAAAAUAUGCCAUGCCCGCUCGGAUGUGGCGACAUGGCAUCCAUUCCUUUCUUGAACUCCUCCGGCAUUGAUUGCCGGCAUCCCUCGAACAUAUGCUUACCUUCUUAUAUCUUGCAUAUAGUAUGAUGGCAUUACUCUAUGAGACAGUGCCAGUAUUCGAUGAUACUUGGAUUGAAUGUUUGGGAGACCAUGGCCGCUAUCGCCAGACGUACCAGGGGAGGUACAAUCAAGUGUAAUUAUACGUGUGCAACUACAAUGUACAUCACGAUGCGCAAACAUAGACGCAUUAUUCCCUGUCCACGAAGUCUUUCUCAU